Uloborus diversus is the source of this 7965-nucleotide messenger RNA. RefSeq lists its product as uncharacterized. The record is from RefSeq and is a predicted model, not a curated record. Gene Ontology annotation, biological process: protein deubiquitination. Bases 230 to 5224 code for a protein of 1664 amino acids. The transcript has 18 exons. NCBI's taxonomy places the organism in Eukaryota, Metazoa, Arthropoda, Arachnida, Araneae, Uloboridae. Gene Ontology annotation, molecular function: cysteine-type deubiquitinase activity.
UUUUCACCUUGACAGUGAAAUAGCUUUGAUGUAGAAAGAAGCUAAUAAGGUCUAGCAAAGUGUGUCGUGUAAUUAGAUGCUGUCGUAUGGCUCACGAUUUAGUGCGAGCUAGAAAACUCUAUGACAGAAACUUUUUCUCUAUGGGACCGUUUUGUUUCUGAUGAAAUUGAAACAUAAAUGCAUCCAAAGGGCCAGCGAUUGAGAUGCAGUGAGCUCUAAAUCUCGGAAGAUGCUUCCAGCUCCCUCGGCGCCGCGGAUCCCGCAGGGGAAAUGCCUGACCGUGGGUGGCAGGGCCGAAGGAGGGGUGCUCCAGUAUACCCAGCUCUUGAAUCCCAGGAACAGCAUGUCCAUCACCAAUACAAAAGGACUGCUCAACAUGCCUGGCCAGAACAACUGCUUCCUCAACAGCGCUGUACAGGUAUUGUGGCACUUAGAUAUUUUCAGAAGAAGCUUCAGAGAAUUAUGCGGACAUGCCUGUAUGGAAGAUUCUUGCAUAUUUUGUGCCUUAAAGGAACUAUUUGCUCAGUUUCAGUAUAGUCAAGAAUCCGCAUUACCUCCUGACGCAUUACGGCGGGCCCUAGCUGAAACUUUUUGUGAUCAGAGACGAUUCCAGCUAGGCUUUAUGGAUGAUGCUGCUGAGUGCUUCGAAAACAUUUUAAUGAGAAUCCAUUUUCACAUUGCCAAUUCUGAAUCUGAAGAUAUGUGCAGUGCUCUUCACUGUAUACCCCAUCAAAAAUUUGCCAUGACACUUGUCGAACAAACUGUAUGCCAUGCCUGUGGUGCCACAUCCGAGCCUUUACCAUUUACUCAGAUGGUGCAUUAUGUUCCUUCUUCAGCUCUUUGCUCUCAAGCAAAGUUGAUGAAAGAUAAAACUGAUCAAAUUCCAAGCUUUAGUGAGUUGCUGAAAAGAGCUGGUGGAUUGGGAGAUUUCAGAGAUUGUCCGAGUUCAUGUGGUGCUGUGAUACAGAUUAGAAAGACAUUAAUGAACCAUCCAGAAAUAGUCAGUAUAGGACUUGUUUGGGAUUCUGAAAGGCCAACAAUAGAUCAUAUAAUGGAUGUAUUUAAAACUAUUGGAAUGUCUCUAAAGCUCCAAGAUGUGUUUCAUUCUGUUGUUGAUAGUCGUUGGGCAUCAACUGCUACUCAUCAACUAGUUGGCAUUGUUACUUACUAUGGGAAGCAUUAUUCAACAUUUUUCUUUCACACCAAACUGAGAGUCUGGAUCUAUUUUGAUGAUGCUGCUGUGAGAGAGAUUGGACCAAAAUGGGAGCAAGUUGUAGAAAAAUGUUGUCGUGGCCAUUUUCAACCCCUCCUUUUACUUUAUGCUAAUCCGCUUGGUACACCUGUAGAUACCUCAACUGCUCCAAGGAUAAUUAAAGUAGUUCCUACUCACAAGAAGACUAUCAGUGGUAAAGAGUCGGAUGAUUUAAACUUAUCACAUGAAAAAUCCAGCAGAUUUUUUCAACCUGGAAAUCAAAGAAGAGCUUUGACCCCUAAUCCUGAAAUGUCUUGUGAUUUAAGUGCUAAUUUACAACCAAGAAGAGCAGUUACGCCUAGUGGCGAAUUAUCUUGGUGUGAAAAUAGUAGAAAAGAACAAAAUUUAGAGUUGAAGGAGAACAAUCCAUUAAACACUAGAGAUAUUCAAGAUACUUCUUACCCUACUUACUGCAGCAAUAAUCAUUCUGAAUCGACUCAUUCUAAAACUAAUGCUUCCAAUGUGGAGAAUCCUAACUCAGUUAAGUCUAACCUCCCAAUCCGUAUCUCUGUUCCAAGUAGUGCCUUUUAUUCAGAUUUUUGUCAGGCAAAGUCAAAUAAAAAUGUAGCAAAUAAUUCACUAAAUAGGCCAGCAUCAGUUGAUGACAUUCUACAAUCAACAACAAAUCAAAGUACAAAAGCUGCUGAUACAAUUAAAAUUGAUAGUAAUUCAUCUGAAAAUAGUUUUGCCACAGACACUUCAAAAGUAGAAGAAGUUUGUACAGACAAUACUUAUAUUAGCCGGAAAGCUGUGGAAAACGUUUUGCAAUUGCAAAAAUUACAACGACAGAGAUCAAUGAAUUCCAAAAGCGGUCACAUUUUUGUUGGCCAGAGAAAUAGUAGUAGCAGUUUAGAAUCACUAGAUAAUGUUUUUCGAGAGAAAAAUUACGUUGGUGCGUUGAAUGUGAAAGAUAUUCCUGAUGCAAUGAACAUGGCUCGAAGACGAGAUUCCGGAAAUUGGAGUGGUGACCGUAACAGUGCUAGUUCAUCUAGUACUACAUCUUUGGACAAUCCAUAUUUCUAUGUUAUUGGAAACAAAAGACUUCCAAGCUGUCCAAGAAAUGCUGGUAGAAAUGGAGAAAUUCCUUUAACAGAUCCAGGUUAUGAUUCUUUCUCACUUUCAAGUUCUGACAGUUAUCCAUCCAUAAUUAAUAGUUCUCCAGGAAAAAUAGAUUCCAGACUCGGCCAAAUUCCAGAAAAUGUUCAAACAGCUUUUGUGCCAUAUGAUCUGUCCAAGCUGCAAUAUUGUUUGAAAGAGUUGAAAAAUAAUGAACACUUUCCUUUUGGGUUCAAAGAUGAGUGCGAUAAAUUGUGUGCUGAAGCUGACAUAUUUUAUGCUAAAUCUGUUGAAAGGGAAAAUGUUGGUGAUAUUUCUAUGGCUGCUCUGCUUAGUGACACUGCCGCUGCUAAAGCUAGAGCUGCAAUGGAUGUACCAUACACUAAUAGUCAGGCAUUAGCUAUGGCUAAAAUGAAGCAUGGCAUGUGUCUCAUUAGAUCUUCAAAUUUACAUAAAAAGCUAAAGGAAGCUGAGGUUGCCUUGAGGAGGAAGCAAAAAGAAGCAUUAUUUGAAAUUAGUAGAAAUACGCACACUAAAGCUAGCAAUAAAACUGCUACUGAUUCCCAAAACAAAUGCAAUUCUGAUAGUGCUAAUUGUGAAAAGAAUUCUAAAGAUCAAAAGCAAAAUAGUUCUAAUCAAGAGAACAAUCAUUCUUCCUCAGACAAAAACAUUGAAAUUUAUGCUACACUUCCAAAAAGAAGUUUAAAGAAAAAAGGAGCAUUAUCUUCCUUUGUAGAAUCUUUAACAGGUGAUGAAAGCUCUGAUGAAAGAUCCAUGAAAGAAAAGAAAAAUAAAAGUGAGGAAAAUAUUUGUGAUAUUAGUUCCCAAAAGGUUAGCCCAAGUAGUGGAACUUCAAAUAAAGAGGACAAAUUGUCCAAAUCUCCUUGCAAUAAAAAGAAAUCUGUCCCAUCUCAUAAAAAUGUUGGUAAAGAAUCAGAUUUAAGUGACUAUUCUAGCGAGUGGGAGCAAACAAAGAAACAAUCUUUGUAUCGGACGUACUCAGGACCUACCUCUAAUUCCAAAAGUGAGUUAUCUGAUCUAAAUUUGAAUAACAAUCAAAGUUUUGUGGAUCAACCUUCUAAAAAGCAGCAUAAAAUUCGAAGAAAACUUAUGGGAGGAUUUAUGAGAAGAAAAAAUCGCAGUUUGCCUGAUCUUCGGGAAGGUCAAGAUUCUGGAGGAGAGAUGGCGCGAUCGUUUGAUGAUUGCUUUUUUGCUCAAACACCUGUUCCUUGUCGUAAAAAACAAGACGGCAGAAACUCGUCUUUUUCUGACAUUGAAAAUGGAAUGAAUUCACAGUUAGAAAAGGAAAAUUCCUCGCCCGUCCACAAAUUGCUGGACAAUCCAAGAACUUCAAAGAAAUCCUUUAUUAGAACUCAUACACCUCCACCAUACAAGCCUCCUCCACCAAUAACCCAUUCAAACCAAUGUAACAUCUCACCAAAGAAGAUUACUCAGAGUUCUGAUGCAUCUUCAAAAUUUGAACUACCUCAUUCCAUAUAUGUUACAAAAUGCAAUACCAUUAGUCCACAUAAAAGCAAUAAUGUGCAAAAAGCUGGUCAUCACUUACCUUUAAGUAGAGAUCCCAAGGAUCACAGAACUAUAAACUCUCAAUAUGUUUUGCAUAAUCAUGAGGAUGUACAUCCUGCCAGUGCUGUUUGGCUGAAAGAAUUACAACUAAAACAAGUUGAAAUAAAUCAAAAACGAAAAUUACAAGAAGAAAGAGAAAGGUGGUUGUCUGAAUGCAAGUCUGGAGCUGAUGAAAAAUUAAUUUGCUCAAAAAAGAAUUCAGAGAGUCCCAAAGAUGACUUUUCCAAGAAUCAUACUAUAUGUAUGGUAAACACAGAUAAUACUGUUCAAAGUGAGUCCAAAUAUUGCAAUAAUCAGAACUCUAGUCUUAAUGGUGAACAAAAAUCUGUUCGUGAUUUAGCAUCAAGAUUUGAAAAAGGUACUGUGCCAGUAACUUCUGAAGUGUCAUCAGAUGAAAAGGAUAAAAUAUCAACUUCCACAACACCUGUUGGUACAUUUACAGUAAAUACAAUUGCAAGUGAGAAUGGAACACACAUUCAGUCAGUUCCAAAUGUACAGUAUCUACCACAAAAUAUUGAAACAGACCAUUCAAAAUUGCAUAUUGUGCCCGAUCAACAUUCUAUGCUCGUGACUCAAAAACAGUUAAGGAAACCAAUUGAUUCGCCUAUGCACAGCUCAGGGAAAGGCAAACAGAAUGGUGGACAUAACACCAUCAAACAGCCAUACACAAGCCAAUCAACAUCAGGAUGUGUUUAUAACCCGCAUCUUACUGAUGCACAGUUAACUAAUGUGUUAAGAAUAGGAACUAAUAGGUCAUCGUUUCGAAAUACAAAUACGAACUUUGAAGCACAAGAUGAUAAUUUUUCACAGUAUUCACGGGAUGCUAUUGUUCUUCCCGAAGCAAAACGACCAGAUAAACCACCCGAUUAUGAAACGGCUAUACAGAGACUAGAAUUGCUACGGAAUGAUAGGAACUUUUCACGGUAUUAUCCGAAUAACUGUAUAUCUUUUGAAGCUCUUCUAGAGCAAGCAAAGAGGAGGCGAGGUCCAAAAAAGAGUGUUACAUUUUCAGACAAGGUUGUUCUUGUAGCAUGUGCGGGGGACGAAGACAAUGACUUCAUUCCAAAUCCCUUGUUAGAAAGGGUUUAUAAGCAGCAUUUAAUGAAGCCAAAUGUAGAUAACAAGCAGUUUUCAGAAAAUGAUAGUAAGAAAAACUUUUGUAAUGAAUCUAAUUCUGAAUCACCUGUAUCUCAAGAUAGCAGCCAUUCUGAAGUUUCAAAAUCAACCAAUCAAUCUCCAUGCCAUUUGUGCCAUAAAAAAAUGGUAGUGUCUCCAAAUUUAUAUUGUCCAGAUUGUUCUUAUUAUAUGUCAAGGUUUCAACAGAAGUAGAGUAUUAAUACCUUUGAUAUUUGCUGUAAAUAUUUUCAUAAAUGUUCUUGUGAUAAUUGAAAUGAUAUAUUUUAUUUUGAAAUAGCAAGCGAGAGGAAAAAAUAUGCGUGAUUUAUUAAUUUGCCAAAAUAUGUGUUUUGAUGACAAGAAAAAACUUGAAGCACAAGAAAUGUAACAUAAUUUCGUGCAAUAUGUAUAUUUGUAAAAUUUGAUUUCUUCAGUUGCAAAUAUGUAUAGCUCUUUAUAAAAGUUAAAAAGUUAUUUUAGUUUUACAGCAUUUAGGCAAAUUCAUUGUUUCCCCUUAUAUUUAUCUAUUUAUCAUUUUAGAUAGCUAGAUUGAUAUAAAUCACCAAUAGCAGAAGUUAGGGAGGUGGAACCUGCCCUGAAUAUUUUUUUCACAUGAACUGCAAAUGGUUUUCAAAAUUAAAUUUUCAACCAGAUCAAAGUAGCUAAAGUAGCAUCUGAAAUGACAUCUUUAUCUGCUGUGCUACACAUAGUUUCAAAAGUUGCAAUAAAAAGGAAGGGCAAAACUUUUUUGGGGCUACAUCGGAAUUUUGAAUUUUAAUUCACGAAUCGUGGAAUUCCAUCACUUAGAAAAGCUUUUAAAUUGCUUGUCACAAUUCGAACAUCCAAAGUAGUCAUUCAGAAAUACUUAACCUAAUACAAUUGAUAAUACAGCAUAAAUAAAAGCAGAACUAUUUUUUAAUGUUUCCUUUUUUGGAAAAGUACUGAGAGAAUUUUUUUCUACUUAAUUUUUGGAAUAGAAAUAGGGAGAGAGAGAGAGAGGAAACAAAAUUUUAAUAGGAGUGGGGAGCAAAAGUUAGUUUUCUUACUUAACUCUGUAUACUCCCAAUUCUAUGCUUGUGUAGCAUUCUUCAAGAUUUUAAGAUCUAUAUCAGUUUUACCUCGACAAUAGUGGUGGCAACUUAAGCAACUGUCCUGGACAUGACAAUAUAGUAACAUGGUAGUUGUAAGUUCUGCUGAUGAUUUUAAUUGUUUUACGUGUUUUUCUGCGCUAUAUUUGGCUCCUAACACAGUCUGUUGGCAACUAUGUCUAGGCCUGUGUAGAUUUUAAAAAAAGUUUCCCCCUUGAACCUGAUUCUAAACAGAUUUUUGAUUAAUAUUAAUGAUUCCUUACAUUUUAUUAUUAUUACUUACUUGACUUCAUUAUUGUCUAGAGUUUUUUUUAAUUGUAUUUAUGAGAUCCUACUGAAAUUUCUGCUUCUGGAUACACCAUGUUCAUGUUUUCAUUUCAUCAUUUAUAAAUUUUGAAUAUUUAUUGUUAUAAUUACUAUUAUUUUUUAAACAUUUCAUUCUAUAUCGCUUAUGUUAUGUUUAUGUUUAUAUUGUUGAAAUAUAAUUUUAACGUUGUUCAUUCCAAUAUAUUUUUCUCUCAUAUGGGGAAAAAAAGUAUACAUACAUAUGUACAGUAACCUCUCAAUUCAGUGCAAACUUAGAAUACUGAUGAGAUCGUAAGAUAAAGACAUGAGCGAGAGAAGGGCAUGCGUGAAAAACUGAUAUGAAUUCCAAAAUACACAUGCUGCUAAAUCAGUUCAGCUGAAAAGUAUGAAUUAGUUGGUUAGUUUCAAACAACAAAAAUGAAAGAAAUUAAAUGUUUAAUUUCCCCUUUUUCAAAACAAUAUAGGAUUGAGUUUUUGUUUUAAUCCACAAAAUUUAAGUAUUUUCAAACUGAUGGCAAACUCUGCCUCAUACCCUGAAUUGAACCAGGGGCGGACUGGCCCACGGGCCGAUGUGGCCUCCCGCCUAUGUGCCUUUUUUUUUUUCGCACUUUUCUUUUUCCCAAGGUUGGCGCCCACUCAAGGGACCCAGUCUGCCCUUGAAUUGAACUGUUUGAAAUGCACUCAAUGAUCUUUGCCUACAGUACGUCUUUAUGACAGUCAUGAUAUCUUUCAUUUCCUAAAUUUCCUGACAAUUUUACGUUGAUGCACUUUAGUCCAAGAAUUUGCACUUUAGUCCAAGAAUUUUAAUCUUUGGCUUUUAAUUGUUAUAUAUUUUUAUACCUAAGGAACCCUAUGGGGUGUGACACAAAAAGUCACACCCACAACAUGUAUGAAUUGUUAUCUUUUAAAUACUUUUUUUUAAUUAAAAAAGAAGAGAAAGAAAGGUCACUGUAUAUUUCUGUGUGUAUAUGUUGUAUAAAAAGCUGUAAAAUGUCCUGAAAUGUACUUAAAAUUUCUGUGAUAAAAACUGUAAACGUUUUCAAAACAUAUUAUUUUAUUUUUAAUAUGUACAUAACAUUUUAAAAAAUGAAUAAUUUUUGUUAAUAAUAGAAGGUUUACUAUUUUUCAUUUAUGUAUUUUUUUUUUCCUUGAGGAAAAGAGUCUUAAUGCACCAGAAUUUACUUUGUCCUUCUGAGCAUAGCAUUAAAAUUAUUGUAUAAAUGUUUUUUUCCUCCAGGUAUAAAAGCUUUAAUAAGUAAAGAUAUUUAAGAAGAGAUAAGGAGGGAAAAAAAAUCAGACCUAAGUUUCAAGAUUUCUUAGAAUUUUAUCAUUGUUCAUUUUUAUGAUCCCACUGUUUUAUUCAGGGCAGAUAUUAUCAUUCAUGAAUAUUGUGCCAAAGUGUAGAAAUGUUGUGUACUUAAAAUUAUAAAAAUCUGAUAUUCAGAUUAAUACAGUAUUUUUGACCACCGAUUAUGUUUUAAAUCAAUAUUUUUAUGUACAUAGGAGCAAAAUAAGACAAGUUUUUAGCAUUUAGUGUAAAAAUGGAGUUUUAAUAAAAAA